UAACACUCUAUCCAGACUUUAUUUAGACUUUAUUUAGACUUUAUUUAGACUUUAUUUAGACUCCGGCAGGUUUUAGUGUGAGUGAGACGGCUUCAAGUUCACAUCGAGACUCUGGAACUCUUUCACCUGAUCACACAAACUCACUCACAACUAACUUUAACUGCUUCUAGUCUUUGUGGAGCCAACCGGAGCAUUUAGCUGCUGCUUUUAUUCUUUUCUACUCUUUUCUACUGUGGUUCGUUCCGCUUGUUGCCGUUCAUGUUUUAUAAAUGUGAUACAACAGGAAAUAACUCGCUGCUUUCUGUGUUUUCACACUUUAACGGUUUGUUUGUUUGUUGAUGUUUUUUUUCCUCCUGAGGCUCAAAAACCAGAAAGUUUUCACUCAGUCAACUAAUGAAACUUUCUGUUUGUUUUAACAGCGCUGAGAGACUCUGAGACAGACACGAGGAGAGAGGACCAGACCACUACACACACACACACACACACACAGCAAGGUCGUCUCCUCGUCCACCAUGUCCUCCCUGGAGGACGGAGCCCUGAGCUCCUUCGGCCCCGAGCUGCCCGCCAUGUUUGACGGCGUGAAGCUGGCUGCCGUGGCGACCGUCCUCUACAUCAUCGUCCGCUGCCUCAACCUGAAGAGCUCCACGGCGUCUCCGGAGCUCGUCUACCAGGACACGGCGCUCAGCAGAUACCUGCUCAAGACCUGCCCCCUGCUCACCUCAGAGUACGUCCCCCCCCUGCUGUGGGGGAAGAGCGGCCACCUGCAGACGGCUCUGUACGGUAAGAUGGGACGCAUCAGCACGCCGUCGCCCUGCGGCGUCCGCAAGUUCCUGCCCAUGGCGGACGGGGCCACGGCGACCUUUGACCUGUUUGAGGCUCGUGGAGACCACAGUUCAGGAGAUGACGUUACCAUGGUGAUCUGCCCUGGGAUCGGUAACCAUAGUGAGAAGAACUACAUCCGGACCUUCGUGGAUCACUCCCAGCGGCAGGGCUACCGCUGCGCCGUGCUGAACCACCUGGGAGCUCUGCCCGACCUGGAGCUCACCGCGCCCCGCAUGUUCACCUACGGCUGUACGUGGGAAUACGGCGCCAUGGUGAACCACGUGCGGCGAGCGUUCCCUCACACGCUGCUGGUGGCCGUCGGCUUCAGCCUCGGAGGGAACAUCGUCUGUAAGUUCCUGGGGGAGAACUGGGAGAACCAGGAGAACGUGGUCUGCUGCGUCACCGUGUGUCAGGGCUACAGCGCCCUCAGGGCUCAGGAGACGUUCCUGCAGUGGGAUCAGUGCCGACGCCUCUACAACUUCUUCUUAGCAGACAACAUGAAGAAGCUCAUCCUCAACCACAGGAGCAGUCUGCUCAGCUUGAACUCCUCCAACAUCGGAGACGGCGACCUGAGCCGCCUGUACGCCGCCACGUCUCUGAUGCAGAUCGACGACAGCAUCAUGAGGAAGUUCCACGGCUACAGCUCUCUGAAGGAAUACUACGAGAAGGAGAGCUGCGUGCAGUUCAUCCACAAAGUUUCUGUUCCUCUGCUGCUGGUGAACUCGUCAGACGACCCGCUGAUCCACCAGUCGCUCCUCGACAUCCCACGAACACUCGCAGAGAAGAUGCCCAACGUGAUGUUCGUGCUGACUCAACACGGAGGACACCUGGGCUUCUUCGAGGGCGCCAUGCUCGUCCCUCAGCCGCUCACCUGGAUGGACAAGGUGGUGACGGAGUACACCGACGCCAUCUGCCACUGGGAGAAGAAGCUGCCGGCGUGCCAGAGGAGCCGCCGCCGGGACACGACUUCCUGUCAGCACGGCGCCGAGGGGGCGCUGAGCGGGUAACGGGAGGCAGAAACAUGGACCAAAACCACAGAAACACACUCGUUUAUUCCCUCUGCUGCACAACUAACCGCCUUAAAGUCUAAUCAGUCAUUCAGGGAAGUCACUAAAAGUUGUAAACUGAGUUAAAACGUGAAAAUGUAAAGAGGACCUGGCGGGGAUUGUUCCCAGUUAACCUCCGCUGUAACACCAGUUCACCCUCUGCUGGAAAACAGAGCGGGAGAUAAAAUUAGUGAGUGAAAAACUCAGUCAGUUUACACACAAAUUAGACAAAAAUAAUACAUUAAAACUUAAAUACUGGACAUUUAUCUCAGUUUGAAUCAUAAUAUGCUUUAACCCUCUGGGACCACUCGGGACAUUUUCAGCCAAAUUUGUCAUUUUUCCCUUUCAUUUAUCCCUUUCCCUUAUAGAUUAUUUAUAUAAAUUUAAUAUAUUUCAGUUAAAAAUUGAGGCCACAGUGAGUAAAACAAGACAGGAGCAAAAAAAAAGCACAUCAUGAAGCUGAUUUUUGGAGUUCAUAGGGUAGAAGAGGCCAGAGAGUUUUCCAACGGUUCUUAAACAAAUCAGUUGUGAUGAACGCUUUCCUUAGAAAAAACAGUGAUGUUACAUCAAAAAUACUUCUUCUACCUAAAAUAAACUGUUCUGCAUCCACCAGAUCCUGUAAAAAACAUAAAAUUUCGAUCAGCCUCAGGUUUAUCUCAUUAUAACUGUGUUAUUAUGCACAAAGGACAUGUUAAAGUUCCCCCUACUUUUAGCCAUAUUUGUGUUUUUUUUUUUCAAAAAGGUGCAGGACUUAUAGAUUAUAUAUAUACAUUUAAUAUAUUUCAGUGAAAAAUUGAGGCCAUAGUGAGGAAAAUGGGACAGGAGCAAAAAAAGCACGUUCUGAAGCUGAUUUUUGGAGUUCAGAGGGUAGAAGAGGCCAGAAAUAGUUAUAAAAACGCAGACAAACAGAAAAGACAUAUUUUUCCUCAGCUGACUUUGUUGUUGCUGACCUUCAAAAUAAAAGAAUCAGGCUGUUAGUUUUUUUUAACUCUCUGAACUCCAGGGUACAGGCAAAGUUUCUCUAAAAGGAAAAAAAAACAGCAUAUAUCAUAAACAGAAACUGUAAAAACAGAAAUUAUCAUCAGUUUUCCAACGGUUAUUAAACAAAUCAGUUAUCAUUUUCCCCUUUUGUUUUGGCAAUCGUUUUGGCUGUGAUACUGCCAAUGGCAUUAUUUUUUAAAUUGAGAUUUUUUUCUUGAUAUAUUCUGUAUUUUAAAUUUCAUUUUUUCUAAUAGCUCUAUAAUACCCUGUGUACAAAUUUACAACCCUUUCAGGCCCUUAAGGCUGAAAAAAUGUCCACUUGCAAAAAAACUGCUAUAAAAACUUCACAGAUUAAUAUUUUUCAAAGAUUUUGAGCAUUUUAACCUGUUAAAACCAGUUUGAUUGCAUGAUGUCACUGUUUUUUCACACAAAAAUUGAGUUAUUUUCCACAUAAUUCCUUUUUUUUGGAUGGGGCAUUUGUUUUUAUAAAAAACAUCAGUGACAUUGUGCAAUCAAACUGGCAUUUAAAGGGUUAAAAAUGCCAAAAAAUGUUUAAACAUUUUAUAGUUUAGAGCAGGGCGGAAGUUGUUAAAGAGGUUUAUGCAGAAAAAAGUAGAAAAAAAUAUUAAUCUGUAAAGUUUUUAUAGCAUUUUUUGUGAUCCCAGAGGGUUAAAAUACGGCUGAAUUAUCUGCAUUUUAAAGCAUAUUAUCAGUUAAAAAGUCUUCCCUGUAAAGUUGAAGCAGCAGGUUUAAAGUGCCUUAAGAAUCAUUGAGCUACCUCUGAUCAGCAGUAUGACCUGAUUUAUGCUUUAUAGUGCUUUAAGAGUUACUUAACAUCCUCAAACUGUAUAUUUAAUUUUCUUAAUACUGCUUUAAUAACAUAGCCUGGAGCUAAUCUGCAGAUGGGUAUUACUCUGGAAACUCUCACUUUAUUUUGGGACCAAAAUUCCUUUUUGAAUCGACGAAAAACAAUCAGAGCGAUGAAGCGUGACGCAGCGCUGAGCGUUUGGUUCGUUUUUAAGCAGGAAAAACUAAGAAACGUCACUGAAAUGUGUUACUGAAACAUUUGAGGAGCGAUGGUACGCUGCCGUUUUAAUCUGCAGUUUUUUCUAGCAGUUUUUUUAAGCUUGUACCAGUCGAGGCUGCAGGUUGGUCUAUUUAUAUAUUGAGGCAUAAUUUUUUUUCGCUAAGUUUGACUCCAGUUUUUCUCGCUGCAUUUCCACAGUGUUCAGUGGACCAUCAGCUGACUUUGUUGCUGCUGACCUUCAAAAUAAAAGAAUCAGGAUGUCGUGUUUUUAACCCUCUGAACUCCAGGAUACACUUAAACUAAAAAAAACAACAAAUAUCAUAAACAGAAACUGUAAAAACAGAAAAGAUCAUCAGUUUUCCAACGGUUUUUAAACAAAUCAGUUGUGAUGAACGGUUCCCUUAGAAAAAUAACUGUGAUAUAACAUUAAAAUCACCUCGUCUACACAUAUAAAAUUACUCUUGGCGGAAGAGUUCUGCCAAAAAUAAACAGUUUGCACGAACCAGAUCCUGUAAAAAAACGUUAAAUUGUGAACAGGCUCAGGUUUAUCUCAUUAUUACUGUUAUUCUGCAAAAAGGAUAUGUUUGAGUUCCCCAUACUUUUAGCCAUGAUUGUGCUUUUUCCAAAAAGGAGCAGGACUUAUAGAUUAUAUAUAUAUAAAUGUAAUAUAUUUCAGUGCAAAGUUAGGGCACAAUGAGGAAAAUGUGACAAAAAAGGAACAUCCUGAAGCUUAUUUUUGGAGUUCAUAGAGUAGAAGAGGCCAGAGAGAGUUAUAAAAAUGCAGACAAACAGAAAAGACACGUUUUUCAUUUAUAUAACUUUGUUAUUCUGCAAAGACAUGUUUGAAUUCUCCCUAUUUCUACUCAUGCAUGUGCUGUUUCCAAAAAGGUGCAGGACUUAUAGAUUAUAUACAUAAAUUUAAUAUAUUUCAGUGAAAAAUUGAGGCCACAGUGAGUAAAAUGUGACUGGAGAAAAAAAGCACAAUCUGAAGCUGAUAUUUGGAGUUCAGAGGGUAGAGGAGGCCAGAAAGAGUUAUAAAAACACAGACGGACAAACAGAAAGGACACAUUUUUCCUUUAUAUAACUUUGUUAUUCUGCAAAAAGACAUAUUUAAGUUCUCCCUAUUUCUACUCAUGCAUGUGCUGUUUCCAAAAAGCUGCAGGACUUAUAGAUUAUAUGUAGAAAUUUAAUAUAUUUCAGUUUAAAAAAAUUAGGCCACCGUGAGUAAAAUGUGACAGGAGCAAAAAACAGAACAUCCUGAAGCUGAUUUUUGGAGUUCAGAGGGUAGAAGAGGCCAGAAAAAGUUUUUUUUUAAAUGCAGACAGACAAACAGAAAGGAAAUAUUUUCCUUUCUGUGUUGUUGAAUGUAAAUAUGUUCCUUUAUAUAAAAACUGGUGUUCACAUUGUUUCAUCUCGUUCCUGCAGCAGCACGACGAUGUUCAGACGGUACCGUUUUCCGAUUGUUACCAACCAAAAAUGUAUUUUUUUUUAAGGAUUUAGGACACGAGACACUGAGGACAGAGCUGUAAAAAAACUGUGUUUACAGACACUUUGAAUAGGGAGGAGAGAGGAGAAGCAAACUGGACACAAACUGUAAACAUUAGAUAAGAAAUCCAGUUGUGGACCAAAGCACUGUUCACUUUUCUAUUAAAACUUGUUUUUACUUUGAUGAUUCUGCAGCUUUUUGGCCGCACAACUCCCUAAAAACCCUUAAAAAAAAGGCACAUAGCUUCUCAUCUGAACAAGGGCUAAUUAAUUAACACGUUUCAUAACUGAACCAGGGUUUCUGGGUUUGUUUUAAUCUGCUUAUUGUUACAUAACAGACGGGUGGAACAAAGUAAAACAAACAGGAGAAAAGAUGAAAACUAUCACCUGAACCUCACCUGUUCUGUCUCAUGAUACAGAGAGUUUAAGGGGAAGUUAACUGUUAAUUAUUGACAGAAUAAGAGGUGUGUUUUAUGUGCAGGAUUUUUUUUUUCUGGCCGUUUGUUGGGUGAGUCACAGUUUCCUGCAAGUCACAUCCUGUCAGACAUAUCAAAGACGUGCAGCUCCACCCGAGUUCAUGCAUUCAUGCAAGUCUUAUUAAUAAAAAUCACCAGUUUACUGUAAUUCUCUGUUUGAAUCAGUGUGACUGCAGCAGCUCGGCCUCGUGUUUAAUGUGCAAUAUGUUCUGACUGCACUUUAUGGUUCUGUGUGGGUGUAACAGUUAUUAUCUAAUCUUUAUGUUUAUUUUCUGCUAUGGAGACUGCUUUGUCAUUUUGGAACUCACACAUUAAUAAAUAUUUUUCAAAUA
Messenger RNA from Centropristis striata (black sea bass), 6169 nucleotides. Its product is annotated as monoacylglycerol lipase ABHD2-like. NCBI's taxonomy places the organism in Eukaryota, Metazoa, Chordata, Actinopteri, Perciformes, Serranidae. Gene Ontology annotation, biological process: medium-chain fatty acid biosynthetic process; medium-chain fatty acid catabolic process; steroid hormone receptor signaling pathway. Gene Ontology annotation, cellular component: sperm plasma membrane; sperm flagellum. The record is from RefSeq and is a predicted model, not a curated record. Gene Ontology annotation, molecular function: acetylesterase activity; monoacylglycerol lipase activity. The transcript has 10 exons. Bases 513 to 1829 code for a protein of 438 amino acids.